Thlaspi arvense is the source of this 1645-nucleotide messenger RNA. NCBI's taxonomy places the organism in Eukaryota, Viridiplantae, Streptophyta, Magnoliopsida, Brassicales, Brassicaceae. The record is from the annotation of a GenBank genome assembly.
GUUUCGUUCCUGACUGUUGUGAUGACUGCUAAAAGAGAAAGAUGUGAAGCCAAAACCAAAUUGAGAAUCUUUGGAAAAAAAUCGAACCUUUAAAAACUUGAUUUCACCACAACUAUCUCUCUCUCUCUCUCUCUCUCUCUCUCUCUCUCUCUCUCUCUCCACGCUGCUUGAAACUGAAGCUGAGAGCCAAAGAUGUCGUUUGAGGAGUUUAAGCCAUUAAGCGAGGAAUCUCUUGUAGAGUACAUAAAGGCAACGCCUGCUCUCUCCUCCAGGAUCGGAGACAAGUACGAGGAUUUGGUUAUCAAGGAAGUCGGAGAUGGCAAUCUCAACUUCGUCUUCAUCGUUGUCGGAUCCACUGGUUCACUCGUCAUCAAACAGGCGCUUCCAUAUAUUCGCUGUAUUGGGGAAUCUUGGCCAAUGACGAAAGAAAGAGCUUAUUUUGAGGCAACAACUCUGAGAAAGCACGGAAGUUUAUCUCCGGAUCAUGUUCCUGAAGUCUACCAUUUCGACAGAGCAAUGGCUUUGAUCGGAAUGAGAUACCUCGAGCCUCCUCAUAUCAUCCUCCGCAAAGGACUCAUUGCUGGAGUUCAGUAUCCGUUCCUCGCGGACCACAUGUCGGAUUACAUGUCGAGAACUCUAUUCUUCACUUCGCUCCUCUAUCAUGAUACCACAGAGCACAGAAGAGCAGUAACCGAGUUUUGUGGUAAUGUGGAGUUAUGCCGAUUAACGGAGCAAGUUGUGUUUUCGGACCCAUAUAGAGUUUCCACAUUUAAUCGUUGGACUUCACCUUAUCUUGAUGAUGAUGCUAAGGCUGUGCGCGAAGAUAGCGCCUUGAAGCUCGACAUCGCAGAGCUAAAAUCUAUGUUCUGUGAAAGAGCUCAAGCUCUAAUACAUGGUGAUCUUCACACUGGCUCUGUCAUGGUUACACAAGAUUCAACUCAAGUUAUAGAUCCUGAGUUUUCGUUUUACGGACCAAUGGGUUUCGACAUUGGGGCUUUUCUUGGGAACUUGAUACUCGCUUUCUUUGCACAAGACGGACACGCUGCUCAGGAAGAUGAUCGAAAAGAAUACAAGCAGUGGAUCUUGAGAACCAUUGAGCAAACUUGGAAUCUGUUUCACAAAAGGUUCACUGCGCUAUGGGAUCAGAACAAAGAUGGGCCCGGUGAAGCAUACCUUGCAGAUAUCUAUAACAAUGCCGAGGUUUUGGAGCUUGUUCAAGAAAACUACAUGAGGAAUCUGUUGCAUGACUCACUCGGAUUCGGUGCUGCAAAGAUGAUUAGGAGAAUUGUGGGUGUGUCACAUGUGGAGGACUUUGAGUCGAUCAAGGAAGAUAAACGACGAGCGGAUUGCGAGAGAAGGGCGCUUGAGUUUGGGAAGAUGCUUCUCAAGGAAAGGAGAAAGUUUAAGUGUAUCGGUGAAGUUGUUUCAGCAAUUCAACAACAAAGCUGAGUCCUUUUUUGUGUUCUUAUGCUAAAACCAGAAGAGUUCUUAAAACUUGAAAGUUUCUUGCUUUGAUGAUCUUUCUUGGAGUUGCUUGUCAUUGCCAUGAAAAUACCACUUUUUAAAUAAAAUAAACACAAUAUAUCUGUUAUUUUCAAUAUAUAUAUUCAUUUUUCACUCAUUGUGAAAUACUACAAAGAUCUUU